GAAACCGAAAGCGGCCGUCAUCCCUUCCUCCCGCCGGGCCUCGCCCUCCCGCACCCCUUGAGGCAGCCGCCGCGGGAAGGGGGCAAAGGGGGGAGAGGGGGAUGCGCCGUGUCCGUCCGUCCGUCCGCCCCCGAGAGGGGCUUUGACCGUGUUCAGAAUCAACAGACCGAUCGGGGGUUCGCUGCGAGGAGGUGAGCUGGAGCCGCCCAGCCGGCGCUCCCCGUCCCGGGGCUCUCCAGCUCCCUCCCCGCGGCCAUGUCCGUCAGCCAUUUUGUUCGCCGUCGCUCAAAACACGACCCUCGGCUCCCCGCGCGCGGAGGAAAAACCAAACGAGACGUCACGACCCCGGAGCUCACGCGAUUAAGGGAAACGUAUCCCGAUAACGACUCAUAUCGCCAUCAGCCCAGCGCUGCUACUGCCGCUCCCACCGGCUGCUCGGCUUUUCCCGGGUUCGGGUAAAAGCAAGAGGGGCCGAGCUUCCCCCCCCGGCACGCCGCUGCCGCCCGGAAGGGACGAGCGCGCGGGGGCUGCGCGAGGUGCCCAGCGGCUGGCGGCGAGCGGUUUACCCCAUCAGCGCGCACCAGGGGCGACGCGCUGGGGCACGCGUCUCCACCCACGCGCACCAGCGGCCGCAGCCAAUCAGCGGCGGGUGGGCGGGUGGCAGCCCGCUCCGCCCCCGCCUGCCCCGCCUCGCUCCGCCCCGCCCCGCUCCUUGGGCGGAGCCGCCCGCUCGCUUCGGUCGUCGCGUCCGGAGGCCGCUGGGCUGUUCGGCCGCUCCCUCGCCGCCACAGCUACAGCCGUCCCGCCAUGUGGCCGCUGUCCGCUUGCCUGCUGCUCAGCGCCGUGGGUGUCGGUUCUGCCCAGUUGGUAUUUAGUGUGACAGAUGUUGUUAAAAGAACUGACUGUAAUAAAACAGUCAUUUUACCUUGCUUUGUGACUAAUACAAAGGAGAACAAUAUAAAUGUCAUGUUCGUUACAUGGAAAAAAGAAGGAAAACGAAUUUUUUCUUUUGAUGGGGAAAAAAAGGAGUUUUUCAGAGAUCCAGCAUUUCUAUCAGCUAACUUAGUAUCUCAAGUGGAUUUACCCAAGGGUGUUGCCUCUCUAAUGCUUAACAAUACAGAAGCACAGGUUGGAAAUUACAGUUGUGAAGUAACAGAAUCAAACAGAGAAGGAGAAACAAGAGUUGAACUUCAAGACCACCCAGUUGUCAGUUGUGGCGAGGAAGAUACCCCAACACCAAAGGAAAAAUGUGGAACAUGGUUUGUUCCAGUGGAAUUGGCUGUCAUCGUAGUGUUGGUGUUCUUAAAUAUUAGUUUGUAUUUGGCUCAGUUCAGUCUUAUUGCACUAAAAUAUGAAAUUGUGUCUCAGAAGAAAAUGGGCAUUAUUAUUGCAGCUAUCAUCGUCCUAGUUGUUGCUGUUGUAGGCACUGUUCUUUUUGUCCAAGGUGGCUAUAGUGCACAGAGUCAAGCUGGCCUUGGCCUAAUUGUAGUCCCUGCUGUGAUUUUGGUACUGUUUCAAUACCUCAUGUUUGGAAUUGUUUUCGACAGUCUAUCGGCAGCAACGUGUGCUCUGCUAUGUUUGCAGAUUCUUGGUUAUAUAAUUGCUGUGGUUGGUUUUGCACUGUGUGUCUCAGCCUGUCCUCCAUCACAUGGGCCUGUAGUGAUUGCUGCCUUAGCUAUUAUGGCUUUUGCAAAUUUACUUAGUCUGGCUUACGUGUUUUUUAUGGGUUCCAGCACGAAAGAUCAUCCUCGUCCAGGGAAAGCUGUAGAAGAACCACUAAAUGAUGCAAAAGGAGUGAUGUUAGAAUGAUGAACUGCAAAGUGAUGUGAUAUGUGAAAAGUACACCGUUGUUGAUACUCAGUGGCCUUGAAGAUGCACUACUCAAAGAGAAGAAAUUCAGGAAACUAGUUGUUUUGCAUGUGUGGCGACAGUGCUUUUGAUAUAAAUGAUGUAAUUUUAUAGUCACAGCAGCUGUAGCGAGGAAUGUGUCUUUGCCCACAUGUGAUCUGUUUUUUCUCUUAUGGCAUAUAUGGGAUGGUUGGGGGUGAGAAUAUAAAAAGCACUGUUUGCCCACUACACGGUCUCCCUGCGGUAAUCCUUAGUGGUGUUGUUUUCAAACUAUCAUUAGUCACUGCUUUGAAGAUGGGCCUGCUCAGCCCAAAGAUUGCAAUUCCAUUUAGACUACUUUCUUUAUUUGUGUGCAUGGGCAAGGUAUGGUCAUAUGUCCGUGAUACAAGUAGGAAGCAGAGAUCGUACAAAUACCUAUUUUCUGAGAUUCAGCAAAACUUUUCUAAAAAAAUAAAUAAAAUGCUUAUACACAAAGUUGCAGAAGUACCUAAUUUAUUCCCAGCUCUCCUUAAGUUACUAACUGACUUCUAAUUCCACGAAACCGUAAUGUUCCUCUCUGUGGACAGUAGUCACGUGUGCUCUGGUGGCCGAUAUUUUACUCCAGUGAGAGAGCUCUCUGAGCCUCUUUGAUAUUCUUUGACAAGAAACUGCUCAGCUUGUUGGAGCCUAAUUCAGCACUGGAAUUACUGGAGCACAGCAGCCAGUAAUUUUCAUGCUGAAUGUGGUUCUUGAAUGCGUUCAUGUUGUGCGGUGUGUGGCGCUGGAAGCAAUUUCAGGCUUUCUUAACCCAGUGAAUAUGUAGAACUCACAGAUGCUUCAUACAAGUAGGAGUUGUCCUAUUUAGUAUAUUUUUGACAGAAUUUUCAAAUCUGAUUUCUUGAAUGGAAAAGGAGUUAAAUCAUUUCUGACCCAAGUGUGUGAUGCUGCCACAAAUACAUAACACAGAAAAUAAGCAGGAGGAGCUCAUGAGCAGCGAGCAGGCUCAGUUUCUGUAUAUAUGUAAGUCAUACACUUCAAAAUCAAUUUUAGAGGACUUGCACGUUCCAUGAGAUUUGAUCACAUUUUACAACUGUUUUGAGAGUUGUUCUGAUACAGUUGGCCUCUCUUGGACUUUAUGUAUACUUUGUAGAAAUCUUGACACCGUCUCCUCUUCGUACUAUUUCAAAGGCGCACAUGGUUUUUUCCUUCUGACAAUUUAAAACUUUGUUUGGAAAGCUGUUGCCAAACAGCAGCGUAAUAAAAUCUAUGUUCUUAAAGAUAGUGAGUAAAUUUGGCAUGUCUCAGAGUUGGAUGUUACAAACUAAGGUUCUGUCUAUGUGGUGGGUGUAUGUUGCAGAGAUUCAAGUCUCGAUGCAGACACCUUGUAUCAAGCAUUCAACCAAAUAGAAUUGAGGUAUCUGAUUUUACAAUACUUGCUCUCAUAAACAGUGCUGUUGCUAAGGCUUGCAGGGUUGAACCGCUUAAAGCAACCCAUGGUCCAGCCUUCACUAAAAUCAGUGGAACUGGCUGCAGUGAAGAGGGUUAUUCAUGUGAUGAAACAUUUAAGAAGCACGUAUUGCUUACACUUAUGUUCAUACGUUAAAGUUUGUCAGUGGGAGUAUGCAUAUAAGAUUUGAACUCCUAUCUAUAUGAAUCUUUUUAUACAGGUUUUUCCAUAAUCACAGAAAUCUCUACCUAAAGAGGGGAGAAUUUUCUACCUUAACAAUUCAGUUUAAGAAUUUACCUGAAUAAGUUCCGUGCAGAUCUCCCUCUUUACAGCUAGUGAUUUCCUCUGGCAAGCUGAAAGUUGAGGAAUAAAAACCAAACCAAACUAACAGGAAUUCUGUUGAGGUAUUCUGCCUUAUAAAAACCAUUAUGUAUAAUAGCUUUAUGUUGACUUCUGUAAAGCAAACUGCAGUAGAUCCCAUUUGUGUCACUGGUAGCAGCUCAGCCUCAUCCUAGGCACUGCUGAAAUGCGAGGACCUUGGCCAGGCUGCAGAAUCAAUUGCUCCAGAAAUGGGGGGGAACCUGCUGUCUUCUUGUUGUGUUAAGGGCUCUGCUCUGUAGGUACCAAUUUAAAAGGGAGAGUUUUAAAAGUCAUUGAUACACCCAGCCCUUUCCCACCGGUAAUUUAAAACCAAAGUUGUUCAUACCUGUGUGCUUCCAUUUGUGUCUGUACAUAAUGUGUGUAUGUAUAAACAUAUGGAUAUUUUAAAUAUCUAUAGUCUUUACCGAAAAAAAUGUUUUUAUUUAUGAAACAAUUUUGUAAAGAUUGUGCUAAUAUACUUAAAUAAAGUAAUUUUAAGUUGG
Molecule: messenger RNA, 4137 nt
Organism: Phalacrocorax carbo (great cormorant)
Lineage: Eukaryota; Metazoa; Chordata; Aves; Suliformes; Phalacrocoracidae
Source: RefSeq, a predicted model, not a curated record